Messenger RNA from Diprion similis, 639 nucleotides. RefSeq lists its product as uncharacterized. Gene Ontology annotation, biological process: deoxyribonucleotide biosynthetic process. The coding region runs from base 1 to 639 and encodes 212 amino acids. Gene Ontology annotation, cellular component: cytosol. The record is from RefSeq and is a predicted model, not a curated record. The transcript has a single exon. NCBI's taxonomy places the organism in Eukaryota, Metazoa, Arthropoda, Insecta, Hymenoptera, Diprionidae. Gene Ontology annotation, molecular function: ribonucleoside-diphosphate reductase activity, thioredoxin disulfide as acceptor.
AUGGCCUUCGUGCACGCGCAUUCGGGUGAGUGUAUGAAGUCGCAACUGGAAUUAUUUUCUCUACCACCAACGCAGACGUCUAUUGAGGCUGGUCAAUGGGUACACUACAAGCCCGUAUCAUCUCUAACCGAUGAUUCCCCGAUUGAAUUUGUUGUACCUGGAAACGGCGAUGAGUACAUCGACUUGGCACACACUAUGCUUAGCGUACGAGUGAAGUUACAGCUAUCGGCUCCGGUCACCCCAGCAGGCGAAGGCAACGCACCCACUCCGCACGCCACUCCGGUAAAUAAUCUGCUCCACUCAAUGUUCAAUCAAGUCGAUAUAUUCUUCAAUCAAAAACUAGUCUCCCCAGCCAACAACUCUUAUGCCUAUCGAGCGUACAUAGAGACCCUACUGAAUUACGCACCUCACGCCAAGAAAUCUCAUCUUUCAUCGGCAUUAUGGUACGACAGCGAGGAAGGAGUAUCAGAUGUAUACGACGCCGACGCUGCCGGUGCGGAUCGCGGAUUCAUCGAACGCAAACGGAUCACGAGCAAUGCCCGUACCGUUGAUCUCAUUGGUCAUCUACACUGCGACGUAUUCAAUCAAGACAAAGUUUUACUCAACGGUGUGGAACUGCGUCUUCGCCUCGUCAGAUAG